ACCAUUAACUCCUCUCUGUUGUGAGCCUUCCCACACUGGCCCCACCCCUGACCCCACCCCAAGGCAGGUGGGCUAGGAGGGGGUAAGUGUCCAUCUCAGCCUUCUAUGUGACGUGGCCUCUGUUCCACCUGGACACCUGGAGGCUCAGUCUGGAUUUCCCCCUCCCUGACUCAGGAACUGCUUAAUAUCCACAUCAAGGCUUAAUAGGGGAACUGAGGACACUGUCCUCAGGAUGCUUCGAGGAGAAUAGGAGCCAGAACCAGAGCCCCUGAGCCAUUUCCCCUGCAAUGAUGGGGUCCCCAGUGAGUCAUCUGCUGGCCAGCUUCUGUGUGUGGAUCGUCUUGGGCUGGGUAGGGGGCUCAGUCCCCAACCUGGGCCCUGCUGAGCAGGAGCAGAGCCACUACCUGGCCCAGCUGUUUGGUCUGUACGGCGAGAAUGGGACAUUGACUGCACGGGGCUUGGCAAGGCUUCUCCACAGCCUGGGGCUAGGCAGAGUUCAGGGGCUUCGCCUGGGACAGCAUGGGCCUCUGACUGGACGGGCUGCACCCCCAACUGCAGACAAUUCCACGCACAGGCUGCAGAACCCUGAGCUGAGUGUGGAUAUCUGGGAAGGGAUGCCUCUGGGUCCCUCAGGGUGGCGUGACCUGGAAGAGUCAAAGGCCCCUCACCUACCUCGUGGGCUAGCCCCCUCGGGCCUGGACCUCUUUCACAGGCUUCUGCUGCUGGACCACUCACUGGCUGACCACCUGAAUGAGGAUUGUCUGAAUGGCUCCCAGCUACUGGUCAAUUUUGGCCUGAGCCCUGCUGUUCCUCUGACCCCUCGUCAGUUUGCUCUGCUGUGUCCAGCCCUGCUUUAUCAGAUCGACAGUCGAGUCUGCAUAGGAGCUCCAGCCCCUGCACCCCCAGGGGAUCUACUAACUGCCCUGCUUCAGAGUGCCCUGGCAGUCCUGUUGCUCAGCCUCCCUUCUCCCCUAUCCCUGCUGCUGCUGCGGCUCCUGGGACCUCGUCUACUACGGCCCCUGCUGGGCUUCCUGGGGGCCCUGGCCGUGGGCACUCUUUGUGGGGAUGCACUCCUACACCUACUGCCACAUGCACAAGAAGGGUGGCACGCAGGACUUGGCGGUCUACCAGAGGAGGACCUGGGCCCGGGGCUGUCUGUGCUUGGAGGCAUCUUCCUGCUCUUUGUGCUGGAGAACAUGCUGGGGCUUUUGCGGCGCCGAGGGCUCAGGCCAGUGAGUUAUACUCUUCUCUUCCUUCUGCUGAGACCGGAGUCCCAGUCAAGAACUGGCCCAAAAAGCCAGAAGGGAUGCUGCAGGCGAAAACGAAGGGACUUCGAAACACGAAACCUGGACCCAGAGGAUGGCAGUGGGAUGGCCCUUCAGCCCCUACAGGCAGCUCGAGAGCCAGGGGCUCAGGGCCAGAGGGAGCAGAACCACCAGCACCCACCAGCCCCAGCCCCUCCUGGGCACCAAGGCCACAGUCAUGGGCACCAGGGAGGCACCGAUAUCACGUGGAUGGUCCUCCUGGGAGAUGGUCUACACAACCUCACUGAUGGGUUGGCCAUAGGUGCUGCCUUCUCUGAUGGCUUCUCCAGUGGCCUCAGUACCACCUUAGCGGUCUUCUGCCAUGAGCUGCCCCACGAAUUGGGUGACUUUGCCAUGCUGCUCCAGUCAGGGCUGUCCUUUCAGCGGCUGCUGCUGCUGAGCCUUGUGUCUGGAGCCCUGGGACUGGGAGGCGCAGCCCUGGGGGUGGGGCUCAGCCGGGGACCUGUCCCCCUCACUCCCUGGGUGUUUGGGGUCACUGCCGGGGUCUUCCUCUAUGUGGCCCUUGUGGACAUGCUGCCAGCCCUGCUUCGUCCUCCGGAGCCCCUGCCUACGCUCCAUGUGCUCCUGCAGGGGCUGGGGCUGCUGCUGGGGGGCAGCCUCAUGCUCGCCAUAGCCCUGCUGGAGGAGCAGCUACUGCCUGUGGCUUCUGAGGACUGACUGAGCCAGUGGAAAGGGGUCAGGGUUGCCCUUACUUCCCCCCAACCACAGGAAUGGAGGCGGGACACAGGGCCAGUAGGAGCAAUAGGAUUUUAAUAAACAGAACCUAUCCCAAA
Callithrix jacchus (white-tufted-ear marmoset) is the source of this 2098-nucleotide messenger RNA. RefSeq names its product solute carrier family 39 member 5 (gene SLC39A5). Gene Ontology annotation, cellular component: plasma membrane. Lineage: Eukaryota; Metazoa; Chordata; Mammalia; Primates; Cebidae. Gene Ontology annotation, biological process: intracellular monoatomic cation homeostasis; zinc ion import across plasma membrane. The record is from RefSeq and is a predicted model, not a curated record. Gene Ontology annotation, molecular function: monoatomic cation:bicarbonate symporter activity; zinc ion transmembrane transporter activity.